Prunus armeniaca (apricot) is the source of this 219-nucleotide messenger RNA. Lineage: Eukaryota; Viridiplantae; Streptophyta; Magnoliopsida; Rosales; Rosaceae. The record is from the annotation of a GenBank genome assembly.
AUGCAGAUUCCGGCAGCCUGGCUGCGUUGCGGGGGCGGCGACGGGGUAGGAAAAGUCAGGGAAGGAGCAGUGGUUCGAAUGGGAUUGGUCCUGGCCCGAGUGGCGGCCGGUGGUGGCGGUGAAACCGUUGUUGCUAUGCUUCGAGGGGGGGAGUCGGAUUUGAGCCCACUAUGUGUCUACAGACUCGUCUCGAUGUGCUCUACGCAAUGGUACAACUGA